This is a messenger RNA of Sinocyclocheilus anshuiensis, 927 nucleotides long. RefSeq lists its product as uncharacterized. The record is from RefSeq and is a predicted model, not a curated record. The transcript has a single exon. Bases 61 to 681 code for a protein of 206 amino acids. NCBI's taxonomy places the organism in Eukaryota, Metazoa, Chordata, Actinopteri, Cypriniformes, Cyprinidae.
CUGAGCUCGACUCUACAUCAGGAAAACCUUUAGCAACUGGAAAAAUGUUUUUUCGCACUCAUGGGUUCACAAGAUAAAAAUGAUGCCUAUUCAACAUAUCAGUAUGCUGAUAAGUUUUCAAAGAUUGAAAACUAUAUCACACACAAUUAUGAUAUUUACCAGUACAGUUCCAGUUUAGCUAUUGCUCCUGGAGUUCUAAUCCGUUUUCUGCUGGACAAAAAAUAUGACAAUGUUUUAGCAGAAACUGUGCCCUGGGAGGGUGUUGAAACAGUGACAAUAUUACUAUCAGAUUGUGGCACACAAAGUCUUCAAGCUAAACUCUCAUCAAACGUUCCAGAAUUCUUUUAUGGACCAGAGUAUGAUGAUGUUGGUCUACAGCUCUACACUGAAGACGGUAAAGCUUGUGCUCGACUUUAUAUCAAGAAGACCUUCACAGACUGGAAAGAUUUAUUUUACUACUCAUGGGUGGGGUUUUACACUAGUUCACAAGAGAAAAAUGAUGACUAUUACACGUAUCACUAUGUUGUGAAGUUUGAAAAGAUGGAGGUUGGUAAUGAGAAUUAUGAUAUUUAUCAGUACAAAUCCAAACUGGCUAUUGCGCCCGGAGUACAGAUCCGUUUCCUGAAAGACAAAGGUUCUGAUAAUGUAUUAGUGAAAACUGAGCCAUGGAAGAAUGGUUAAUGAAUCCAUAUAAGCUUUAAAGUAGGAGAAUGUUACACUAACAGUAAAAAUUCCUAUUAACUUUGACUUUAAUGAGUCUUUACAAAUAUACAUCAACAUCUGUAACAAUCUGCUGUCCAUGUCCUGAUAAGAAUGAUCAAUAACACAUUGUUCUAACACGUCAUGCACUGUUAAUUACAGAUCUCUCUAAUACUUAUAUCUUUAUUUGUUUUUAACAAAUACUUAUUCUAGAUAAGAUAAUCUCUU